AAAAAAAAAAAAAAAAAAGAAUGGCUCUCGCAAAUGCAACUUUUGCAGAAAUACUGGACGAUUUAUCAAGAAGAAGAACUAGCAUCCGUUGAAAGAAUUUGUUUUCAAAUCGAACAAGCACAUUGGUUUUAUGAAGAUUUUGUUAGAGAACAAAAUCCAAGCUUGCCUAGCUUCAACUUAAAAAACUUUUCGGCAAAAUUUUUUAAGCAUUGUCCUUUAUUACAUCAAUGGUCUCACGAGCAUGAAAAGGCUUUUGCUGAUUUUAUGCAGUACAAAAUUAGAGUUCCCGUGUGCGGGGCAAUUAUGUUAAAUGAUACUAUGGAGAAGUGUGUAUUAGUAAAAGGAUGGUCUUCUCGUUCGGGAUGGGGUUUUCCCAAAGGAAAAAUAAAUAAGGAUGAACCUGAUUCUACCUGUGCUGCUAGAGAGGUUUUGGAAGAAACAGGAUAUGAUAUUUCUCCUUUAAUCAAAGAGCAAGAUUACGUUGAAUUAACGAUUCGUGAACAACGUAUACGCCUUUAUAUCGUUGUAGGUGUCUCGGAAGAUACCGAAUUUUGUCCGAAAACACGGAAAGAAAUUAAAGAUAGAAUGGCAUAAGGUUGCCGAUUUACCAACGUGGAUUAAAAGUAGAGAUAGAGACACUCCAUAUCAUUGUGGAGGAGGUUGUGUGAAAUAUGGAAGUAGUAGAUUUUAUAUGGUCGUCCCAUUCGUGA
Rhizophagus irregularis DAOM 181602=DAOM 197198 is the source of this 710-nucleotide messenger RNA. The record is from RefSeq and is a predicted model, not a curated record. Lineage: Eukaryota; Fungi; Glomeromycota; Glomeromycetes; Glomerales; Glomeraceae.